This is a messenger RNA of Myxocyprinus asiaticus (Chinese sucker), 5661 nucleotides long. RefSeq names its product FHF complex subunit HOOK interacting protein 2A-like. Lineage: Eukaryota; Metazoa; Chordata; Actinopteri; Cypriniformes; Catostomidae. The record is from RefSeq and is a predicted model, not a curated record. The transcript is spliced from 17 exons. Bases 258 to 2513 code for a protein of 751 amino acids.
CGCAAGGAAAGUGCCACCGUGUCCUUAAAAAGACAAACCCACAUUAUUCUCACAGUGUAACUGUCCAUGUUUUGCCUUACCUACAUUACAGUGUGCACGUGGUGAAAUGUAAAUACACACAAUCGAAGCGUAUUGGAAAUAUAUGUACAUGUACGUGUGUUUUAGUGUAAAUUUUCAAUCUGGAUCACCGCAGCAAGGGAAGCAGAGGCAAGAGAGGGGAGAUCUCCAAAACCAGACUCCUCCUGUCCAAAAACAACAUGUUCUCCAAAUUCACCUCCAUCCUACAGCACGCUGUCGAGGCGCUUGCGCCAUCACUGCCCUUGCAAGAGGACUUUGUCUAUCAUUGGAAGGCCAUCACACAUUACUACAUAGAGACCUCAGAUGACAAAGCCCCGGUGACAGAUACCAACAUCCCCUCCCACCUGGAGCAGAUGCUGGAUAUUCUGACCCAGGAGGAGAGGGAAAGAGAGUCAGGAGAGACGGGACCUUGUAUGGAAUAUCUUCUCCACCACAAGAUCCUGGAGACACUCUACACCCUGGGCAAGGCAGAUUGCCCUCCUGGAAUGAAACAGCAGGUUCUGAGUUUCUACACUAAGUUGCUGGGUCGAAUUCGCCAGCCGCUUCUGCCUCACAUCAAUGUGCACAGACCUGUACAGAAACUGAUCCAUCUGUGUGGGGAGGUUCUGGCUGCUCCUACAGAGAAUGAAGAGAUCCAGUUUCUGUGUACCGUCUGUGCCAAACUUAAGCAGGACCCUUACCUCGUCAACUUCUUCCUGGAAAAUAAGACUAAAAGAUUGGAAGCUGCUAAAGAUGAUGGAGCUGAUUUGGUGAAAGAGGAUCCAUCCUCUCCAGACACGGGACAGAAUCGGAAUCAAAAUAUCAGUCCAGUCAAAUCCGCCCAGGAAGAUGCAGUGUAUAAAUCCACCAACCCGGGAGAAGCUAGUCCCUCCGUCCAUUCUACACUGUCAAACAAUGACAACUGCAACCUAGUCAGCUCCUUGCUCAACCUCACUAAGAGUCCGGAUGGGCGUAUUGUGGUGAAAGCAUGUGAGGGGCUGAUGCUGAUAGUCAGUUUGCCUGAACCGGCUGCAGCCAAAUGCCUCACUGAGAACACCGAGCUGAGUCACCUGCUCACAGACCGGCUGGCACAGUUCUACCGGGCUCUGCCACAGUCCAUGGACCCCCUUGACAUUGAAACUGCGGAGUCUGUAAACUGGGGGCUGGAUGUGUAUAAUCUAAAGGAGGAUGCUGUGGCUUUUGCUGGCAAACGUGCGCUCAUUUCCUUCCUGUCAUGGUUGGACUACUGCGAUCAGCUCAUCAAAGAGGCUCAGAAGACAGCUGCUGCAGUUCUGGCCCGUGCCAUGAGAGAGCGGUUCUUCAUUGCUGUAAUGGAGCCUCAGCUAAUGCAAACGUCAGAGGUCGGUAUUCUGACGUCCACAGCGCUGUUAAACAGGAUCAUAAGACAGGUGACAUCAAAGGCCCUGCUGCAAGAGACAGUUUACUUCCUGUUGGGAGAGGAAACAGGACCAGAGACACUUGCUGGCAUUACCCAGCAUCCCUUGAGGCACAGACUCAUAGAACACUGUGACCACCUGUCAGAUGAGAUCAGCAUAAUGACUCUAAGGCUGUUUGAGCAUCUGCUGCAGAAACCUUGUCAGCACAUUCUACAGAACCUGGUGCUGCGCUGCUUAGAGGAACGCAACUACAUGGAAAACAAACAGCCAGAGGAACGAGAGGAGCGGGAACACAUGGAGAACGGCCAACCGCAUGAUGCUGUAGAUCUGGAGGAAGACCCACUGUUCUCAGACCUUUCCCCUGAUAACAGACUCUCCAGUCCUGAUUGGUUAAGGUGCUCUCCGCCACAGAGCACAGAACACACCAAACCUGAUGGGAAGACUGAGGUUCACAAGAUAGUUAACAGUUUCUUGUGUUUGGUGCCAGAUGAGGCAAAAUCGUCCUAUCAGGUUGAGGGCACAGGCUAUGACACCUACUUGAGAGAUGCACACAGACAGUUUCGGGACUUCUGUGGGGUUUGUCAGAGGUGGGACUGGCGUAGCUGUCCUAAACCCUUCGAGAAGUGUAAUCUGGACAGUCCUUUCUUCGAGGGACACUUCCUUAAAAUGCUGUUUGACAGAAUGGGACGAAUACUUGACCAGCCAUAUGACGUUAACCUGCAGGUGACGUCUGUGCUGUCUAAACUCUCUCUAUUGCCUCACGCUCAUCUUCAUGAGUAUCUGCUCGACCCGUACAUUAACCUUGCACCGGGCUGCAGGUCUCUCUUCUCAGUCAUUGUCAGGGUGGUUGGAGAUCUGAUGUUGAGAAUUCACCGCAUUCCUGAUUUCACCCCUAAACUUCUGCUGGUGAGGAAGAGACUCCUGGGGCUCGAGCCUGAGGGGAUGAGCAUUGAUCACGUGACAUUGCUCGAGGGGGUCAUUGUUCUGGAGGAGUUCUGCAAAGAGCUCGCCGCUAUAGCAUUUGUCAAGUUCCAUGCAUCCGCCUCCACUUCUCCCUGAAUGUUUCGCCGCCGUACGCAGGACACAAACAGAUGAAUAAAUAGACGAAAGGGGGAGGAUGACACAGGAAUGGCAAACCAAACUGCACUCAUCCCUCAGCGCAGACUGCAGCCUGCGGCAGGACGCGCAUUCAGGGAUGUUUCUUGCACGGUAUCAGGGGAUGUUUCCAUAACUGGCUGAGCAAACUGUUCUGAUAAAGACAUUGGAUAGACAAACUGAAUUUUGGAAUGACUUUUCACUCUCGCAGAACAGUCCUGCUGGAGAGGAGAGAGAGAAUUUUAUAGCGUUCAUAUUUAAAGUAAAAAACUGUAUUAAUUCAUAUCUUAAGAAAAAAAUGUAAGUAAGUCUGUAAGUAAAAACAGAAUCUACUUAAAUCUGAAGUUCAAAAAUGACAGAACACACUAAAUUGAAUAUUUAAGUGUUCAUUAUUGUUUUUUAGUUACAGUAUCAAAGAUACUGCUAUUUUGCUUUAUUCUGAGAAAAAAAAAAUCACUAGUAGAUAAAUACGAAUGUCAGAUGCAACACACAAUUAUUUGUGAUGUAAAAUCGCAGUAACUCAGGAUUCAAAGUCUGUUUUUAAACAAUUGGAGAAUUUGAAAAAGUUUUUAAGCUAGUCCUCUCUUUUUCUUUGUGAUGUUAUUUGCCGCUGUUUUAAAUCGUAUUAAAAGCAGUGUGGACUCUGAAUUGGAACGAUCUGAAUCAGACUAGGCACAUUUGCACUCUUAAAACAAACCUGAUUCAGUUCCGCUGACAUGGGUCCCCGGAGAGUGGUUCAUCCUUUAUUUUCUUGACAGUGUUCCUAAAAUAUUUUUUCAUAUACACAACAUAGUUGUGUAACUUAAUUAUGUUAUGUGUGUGCCUUGGUCUCAGCUAGACAAUAGCUAUUUCCAUCAUCUUGUAUCGUCGUGUAUUUAUUUACAGGUUUAAAAUUACUUUUAAAGGAAUAGUUCACCCAUCAUACUUCCCCAAAUGUUGUUUCAACCCUGUAUUAUUUUCUUACAUCCAUGAAACACAAAAGGAGAUGCUAGGUAGAUUGUCCGGGGAGCUCUUUUUACUGUAUAACGAAAGUGGUUUGUCAUUUAUACUGUCAAGCUCCAGAAAGCACCAUAAAAGUAGUCCAUACGACUUGUGUGCUGUAUUCAAAGUCUUCUGAAAACAUAUGAUAACUUUUGUGUUAGGAACAGACCAAAACUGAAGUCGUGAGUGAGUGAUAAUCUUCCCCUCCGCCAGAGCUCACAAAUCUUUUUCGUGCUUGUGUUCAAUUCGACAGUAGCAUCUUUGGAUGCAUCGUGCCAGGUUUGAGAGCUACAGCCAAGGGGAAGAUUUUCAGUGAAUAAUUACUGAAAUUGCAAUCAUAUAACUUGUAAAUGCAUGAGUCAUAUUGGCUACUUUUAUGAUACUUCCAUGGUGCUUUUUUGUCUUUUAUUUUAUUUCUCCAUUUUGGAAUGCCCAAUUCCCAAUGCACUCUAAGUCCUCGUGGUGGCGUGGUGACUCGCCUCAAUCCAGGUGGCGGAGGAUGAAUCUCAGUUGCCUCCGUGUCUGAGACUGUCAAUCCACGCAUCUUGUCACAUGGCUUGUUGAGCACAUUACCGCAGAGACAUAGUGCAUGUGGAGGCUUCACACUAUUCUCCGCGGCAUCCACGCACAACUCACCACAUGCCCCACCGAGAGCAAGAACCACAUUAUAGCGACCACGAGGAGGUUACCCCAUGUGACUCUACCCUCCCUAGCAACCGGGCCAAUUUGGUUGCUUAGGAGACCUGGCUGGAGUCAAUCAGCACACCCUGGGAUUCGAACUCACGACUCCAGGUGUGGUAGUCAGCGUCAAUACUGGCUGAGCUACCCAGGCCCCUGCUUUUUUGUCUUUUUAGAGCUCGGCAGUAAAUAUCACCAUCCAUUUUCUUUGUAUGGAAAUGAGCUGCUCAGACAUUCUACCUAUAAGAUAUUCUUUUGUGUUUCACAGACAAAAGAAAACAAAUACAAGUUUGGAACAACCUUACAUUUGCAUUAUCUGGCAGUAUGGAAUUAUACCAGCAAGUGUUAUUUAUCAGGCUGCUCUCUUCCUAAGCUCCUCUUUGAAAAGGGACACACUGUUCUAAUACCACACUGUGUACAUUUGGCAAAGAAGGGGCACAGCUUGAAAGAUUUUUUUGGGAAGAGGUAGCUUCCAGGGCCUUCUCAAAAUGAAUUGACAUUGCGGCUUUUAUGUAAUGUUCUUUACAGGGUUUAGACAAAUGUUUGUGGUAAAAUGUGUUUUUCUUAAACUUUCAAACAUUACUUCCAUCCACCAUAAAAGUGUAUAUUUAAAGCUGCUUCAAUGUGUUGCAUCAAGGUUCGCAUAUAUAGCCACAAGAGUUGCACACUAGUGUAUAUUUGUCAGUUUUACAUAUGCAUAAAUAUUAUGUCUGUCUUUUAUUUUCUUUAAAAAACCAAAGGAUCAUCGUAGGAUCAUUUUGUCUGUCUCAGAGAAAAAGAACAAUAUAGCAUCUUUUUCAUUGUUAAUCAUGCACAUUUUAUACCAAGUUCUGAAUCAUUUUGGAACUGUGUAUAUACAAAUGUACAGUCAUAACCGUAGACAUGUCUGGUGUGAAAUGCAUGCAUAUUCACUUUCUCUUCCUGACUUGAUCAAUAGUCUUUUUGUCUUCAGUUGCCUAUUUAUGUGGAUAUUUGUGUUGCCUUAUUUUAAAUGCAGUGAAUGGUUAUUGAAUAUGACCUCUGCAGCCCUUGAUUUGAGUUAUAUGCCUAAGAAAAAAAAAAUAUUUUUUUAAAGUUGUAAAAACAUGUAUUCCAAUUGGUUUAAAAAAGAAUCUGAACUUUCUUCUGUGAACAGAUAAAGUUUUGUUUUCUCCAUGUAAUUCAUCUGCAUAGACCUGCAAGUGUUUUGCAUGACAGAUUUGUUCCCAUUACUUGUACAGAUUACAGUUAUUUUUCAGACAAAUUGAAUUUGAGCGUCACUGCCAUGGUGUCACAAUAUGACACUUUUUAAAAGAACAAGGUUGUUAAAUGGUUUGCUUUUUGGGUUUAAAUGACAUUUGAUCCCAAUUGCUUAAUUUUGGGGCUGUAAAACUCUGCAGUGAGAAUUGCUUUCUCCUGUGGCUUUCCUUUAUUCACUUCAGUCCAUCCCAAUUAAAACAUUUGCUUCUUCAAA